CGAAGCGAGGGGCGGAAGUUCCCCCGCCCGGCGCUCCCGCUCGCUCGGUCCGAGGGGCUCGGUCCGUUCAUGGAAGAGAUGUCGGGAGAGAGCGUGGUGAGCUCAGCAGUGCCGGCGGCCGCGACGCGCACGACGUCCUUCAAGGGGAGCAGCCCCAGCUCCAAGUACGUGAAGCUGAACGUGGGGGGAGCCCUGUACUACACCACCAUGCAGACCCUGACCAAGCAGGACACCAUGCUCAAGGCCAUGUUCAGCGGGCGCAUGGAGGUGCUCACGGACAGUGAAGGCUGGAUCCUGAUUGACCGCUGUGGGAAGCACUUUGGGACAAUCCUGAACUACCUGCGGGACGGGGCCGUGCCACUCCCGGAGAGCCGCCGCGAGAUCGAGGAGCUGCUGGCUGAGGCCAAGUACUACCUGGUGCAGGGGCUGGUGGAUGAAUGCCAGGCAGCCCUGCAGAACAAGGACACCUAUGAACCCUUCUGCAAGGUCCCGGUGAUCACCUCCUCCAAAGAGGAGCAGAAGCUGAUUGCAACCUCCAACAAGCCAGCAGUGAAGCUGCUCUAUAACAGAAGCAACAACAAAUAUUCCUACACCAGCAACUCUGAUGACAACAUGCUGAAGAACAUUGAGCUCUUUGACAAGCUGUCCCUGAGGUUCAACGGGAGGGUGCUCUUCAUCAAGGAUGUCAUUGGGGAUGAGAUCUGCUGCUGGUCCUUCUACGGGCAGGGCCGCAAGAUCGCCGAGGUCUGCUGCACCUCCAUCGUCUAUGCCACCGAGAAGAAGCAGACCAAGGUGGAGUUCCCAGAAGCCCGAAUUUACGAGGAGACCCUGAACAUUCUUCUGUACGAGUCCCAGGACGGGAGGGGGCCGGACAAUGCCCUCCUGGAGGCCACGGGAGGGGCUGCAGGGCGCUCCCACCACCUGGAGGAGGACGAGGAGCGGGAGCGCAUCGAGCGCGUGCGGAGGAUCCACAUCAAGCGCCCCGACGACAGGGCCCACCUGCACCAGUGAGCCAGCCUGGGGACCCCCUCGGCUCUGGGGAAGGGGCUGCCCUGCAGCAGGACCAGGCAGUGCAACUCCUGUCCAGCACAGUCUGUAAAUUGGGAUUUGUAACAAACUCUAGGUUAUUUGGGGUAUUUAAAUGCGGUAGUUGUAGGGCGAGGAUCCAUGAGGUUACUGGGCAGCCUGGAAGGGCCUGUUGAGCAGCUGGAGAAAUGCCCAGAAUUUUUAGCACUCUUGUCGUUGCUGUUUUGUGCUGGAGAGGAGGAGGACUGGCUUCCUGUGACUUUUGGUAAUGAUCCUGCACUUUAAAAGCAAAACAACAAACAAAAGGUCAGCCAGCCACCCUCCUUCCCUCCAGGCACUCCCUGACCCUCCUGGGCUGGGGGGAAAGGCAGGGACCUGGACCCAGGGCUGCUGCAGAGACUCCCCAAAGAACAAAUGGCACAGGCUGAUGAGAUUCCUGGAGUCUGGGGACAGAGGGAUCCCUCAGAGCAGGGGCUGCUCCCUCAGGUUCCCCACAGCUCUUGGGAUCUGCUCCUCCAAGGGUUCAGUGGAGCUUCUGCAGCACUGAGCUUGGGACACCCAUCCCUGUUUUAUCCCUGCAGUUCAAGGUUAAAAUUCCUCCCAAAGGAGGAGAAUCAGGAGCAAACUGUCCACGGUUGCUUUCCCUAGGAGUGGUGUUGGUACUGGUCAGUGCUUAGAGCUUCUGCCUGAGCCUGGAUCUCAGCUGGGGGUUGGUUUCCAGCAGCUCCCAGGUACCAGGAGUCACAGCAGGUUCAAUCCCCUUGUUUUGGGGGUGCUGGUGGGGGGCAGCAGCCCUGGUUCCCUUCUGGAGCUGAUCCAGGAGCAUUUUCCUGCUCUGAGUGAGGGGAAGCAGAAGCAGGCAGUGACCCAGAGGCAGAUAUUCCCUGUUUGACUUCACCCUGAGGCUGUUCCAAACCCUCCCAGCCAUGGCAGCUGUGUGUGGAAGGGCAGAGCAUGGAGAAGGCCACUGCACUGGUGGCUUUCUACGAGUGCUUUUCUCUUUCAAUGAAUAUUUUAUCUACCUCCUUGUCUCCUGUUGCCUGUUGUGGAGUCAAGUGACAGCAGUGGUGGGAGGUGGGCUGUCAUUCCAUAGGGCUGAGCAGAGCCACAGCUGUGACAGUUCAGGUCACCAGUCCUGGGAGGGAGAGAAACCUGAGGUAGGAAGUGUUAAACUUGCACUGCAGCAGCACCCGUGGGCGACACCAGAGCACUCUGCCCUGGGCUAGAGUUUCUUUUGACCCUUUCUCUGCAAUAUUUAGCACUGGCUUUAACAGCCACCCUCCUCUGGAGCAGCAGCAGCCCUGUGUUCCUGCUCCAAGGAUCCCUGCUCCUGGCUCAGGGCUGCUGAGGACAUGGGAACAGUGUGACACCAAAGGUGCUGCAGCAGCACCAGCCACGUUCUUCUGUUCCACAGAGCUCGGUGGUAGAGGCUGAAACACACCAGGAAGUGGCUGUACAGUUUUGGAUCAUCAAGUAAAGCUCAAAGAUUUCCAAUUUAAUCUGAGGCCAUCUUUCUAGUAACCAAAGACUUCACAUUGCAGGCAGCUGCUGGCUGUGGCAGGUGGGGGUGUUUUAUACCUGUCUCCUCUCCUCUUUCUCCUGCAGCUGCUGAUUGUUCACUGAGAGCUCCACAGUCUCCUGGGGGUUCAGCAGCUUCAGCUCUGUCGUGACACCUCAGGGCUUCCAGUUUGAGUUGUACCUAAACCUGUUGGCAGCACCCUCUAGGGCUGGAGCAGUGCAGAGCGGGAAGGAGCCAGUGCCUCCCCCCUCGGGGCUGGGAUGAGCUGAGGGUGAGGCAGGGAAGUCCUGGGUUGCUGUUUCUCCAGCACUGUGUACUUUGGCACUUACUGGUGAUUCCUGGGCUGUCAC
Messenger RNA from Melozone crissalis (California towhee), 2895 nucleotides. RefSeq names its product potassium channel tetramerization domain containing 10 (gene KCTD10). The transcript is spliced from 7 exons. Bases 70 to 1011 code for a protein of 313 amino acids. Gene Ontology annotation, biological process: proteasome-mediated ubiquitin-dependent protein catabolic process; negative regulation of Rho protein signal transduction; protein homooligomerization. Gene Ontology annotation, molecular function: protein binding; ubiquitin-protein transferase activity. Gene Ontology annotation, cellular component: Cul3-RING ubiquitin ligase complex. Lineage: Eukaryota; Metazoa; Chordata; Aves; Passeriformes; Passerellidae. The record is from RefSeq and is a predicted model, not a curated record.